Messenger RNA from Brassica napus (rape), 889 nucleotides. RefSeq names its product histone acetyltransferase HAC5-like. The transcript has 3 exons. NCBI's taxonomy places the organism in Eukaryota, Viridiplantae, Streptophyta, Magnoliopsida, Brassicales, Brassicaceae. Gene Ontology annotation, molecular function: chromatin DNA binding; histone acetyltransferase activity; transcription coactivator activity. The record is from RefSeq and is a predicted model, not a curated record. Gene Ontology annotation, biological process: positive regulation of transcription by RNA polymerase II. Bases 167 to 616 code for a protein of 149 amino acids. Gene Ontology annotation, cellular component: transcription regulator complex; histone acetyltransferase complex.
AUUGUCGAGCUAGAGUUGGUUUGAAAUUAAAACAUUUUUUUUCCCAAUCUGAUAGUUCUGUGAAUCUUUUAAUAUAUUUGUUUUUUUUAUUUCUUCAUGGUGGGUUUGGAACAUGAUAAGGUUUUUGCCAUCUGACAACGUUCCUUAACCGAAAUUAAGGAGAGUUAUGACGACAUCCUUGAGAGCCACGUCAUGCGCCAUCUGCCAGCAAGAUCUCGAACCUGCUCAACGUUGGCGUUGCCAAGUUUGUCCUGACUAUGAAGUUUGCGGCCCUUGUUGCUCAAACGGCAUCAUCAACCAUCCACACACCCUCAUUAGCACUCAAUCACCCACUGGUCAAUUAAGAGCAGUGCUUCUACACGUGACGACAUGCUGCACCACACAGUGCCAGUAUCCAAGGUGUCGCACUGUCAAGCUUCUCCUCCGCCAUGGUGUUACAUGCAAAAAGAGAGUCUGCAAUCAUUGUAAGAGAAUGUGGGAUAUCUUCCGUAUGCACGCCAGAAACUGCAGGGAGCCCCAAUGCACAAUACCCAAAUGCAGUGAGUUUAGAGCUCGUUUUAGUAGAAGUCAACAACAGGCAGAUUCAAGACGCUGUGGUACGACAGAGAGACGCUGACGCAGCAACAGCCUCCACUCCUGACUCAUCAACAUAGACAGAGACAUGUUAUAUCUCUCUCUUCUAAGGGUUCGUGCCUCUGGUGCUAUUUUGAGCUCAUUCUUAGAAAGCAUUGUUAGCUCUUAGCUUGCUUUAGUUCACUCUUUUGAUCCCUUCGUUUUGUAUUUGUUAGCAUUUUUUUUUUCUGGCAAAGAUAUAAGCGAAUAAAUCCUCCUGAUUUUGGAUUAUACCUGCAGGUUUUCAAUGACAAAGCCUCCAUGUUUAUUUUUUCGA